Pochonia chlamydosporia 170 is the source of this 1038-nucleotide messenger RNA. RefSeq names its product ankyrin repeats (3 copies) domain-containing protein. The coding region runs from base 1 to 1038 and encodes 345 amino acids. The transcript has a single exon. The record is from RefSeq and is a predicted model, not a curated record. Gene Ontology annotation, molecular function: protein binding. NCBI's taxonomy places the organism in Eukaryota, Fungi, Ascomycota, Sordariomycetes, Hypocreales, Clavicipitaceae.
AUGUUGACCGACCUCCCACCAGAACUCCUCCUCUCGAUAGCCGACUUCCUCACCCGCCGUCGGGACAUCAAUGCCCUAGCCCAGACCAACACAUCGCUCUACAAAACACUGGACCCGUUCCUAUACCGCCGCGACGUCCAGCUGCUCCACGACUCCGCCCUCCUCUGGGGCAUAUGGAAAGGUCCCCUGCAAACGAUAGCUAAAUCCAUCGUAGCCGGCGCGGAUAUUCACACCCGCGGUGCGUACCGUCGCGGCGCACUUGCAGAAGCAGCCGUCGAGCCAAACUACGCUGCGGCGAAGCUGCUCCUCGCGGUACCGGGCAUAGACGUCAACCGCGCAGACGAACGGUUCGGUCGAUCCGCACUAUCAUGGGCGUGUGAGCGAGGCACCGAAGAUAUCGUCAAGCUGUUACUCUCCGCACCAGAUAUCGAUGUCCUGUCUGUAGAUGCGCAGGGCCAAACACCGCUCUCACGAGCAUGUUACCGCGGCCACGAAGGCAUCGUCAAAUUACUCCUCAACAUACCAGGCAUCGAAAAGAUUUGCAAUCUCAGCGACAAAGACAGACAGACGCCUCUCACACUAGCUUUGAUGCAGGCCCGUCACCACAUCGUCAGAUUACUCGUCCAACACCCUCUCAUCGACUUGAAUUCACCGGGGAAUGAGCACGGCCCGCCGAUAUACACGGCCAUAUACGUCGAGAGGGGCAUGCUGCCUGUAUUCCUGGAGGGAGAGGGCAUCGAUCUGAAUACCAGAAACGCAGACGGCCAGCCGCCGCUGUGUUAUGCCGCCAAGUACGGGAGGGGCGAUGAGGUCAAGAACUUGCUGGGCACGGGGAUGGUGCAGGUGAAUGAGGCGUGUGAUCUGGGACAGACGGCGCUGCAUUAUGCGGCCAAGUAUGGGCGGGAGGAUGAGAUUCGGAUCCUGUGUGAGGCGGGUGCUGAUUUGGGCGCGAGGGAUGCGGAGGGUCGGACGCCGGUUGAGGUGGCGGUUGAGGCGAGGAAGAAUGAUGUGGUGAAGUUGUUGAUGGAGUUUAUGUAG